CACACACACACACACACGCACACACACACACGCUGAACGUUUGAGACUGGUAUCCGUGAGCAGCAACAGCAGUGACACCAUGACAAGCAACUGUUCAUUCGAUCAUGUGGACCACCUGAUGACAUACUUGCAGCUGGUUAUCUACAUCCCCAUAUUCGUCUUUGGUUUGAUUCUCAAUGCUGUGGCACUGUUUGUGUUCUGUGUCUUUCUGCCGAAAUGGACAGAGUCAACCAUCUACAUGUCCAGCCUGGCUUUGAUGGAUCUGCUCCUCCUCUUCCCUCUUCCCUUCAAAAUGCACGCCACCAGCCACCGCUGGUCUGCCAGCCUGCAACCUCUCUGUUCGGUCUUGGAAAGCCUGUAUUUUGUUGGGAUAUAUGGCAGCGUAUACACCAUCAUGUGUAUAGCUGUGGAUCGCUGGGUGGCUAUCUGUCACCCGUUCAAAGCCAAGCAGCUGCGUUCACCCAAGGCGGCCCUGGGGACCUGCGUGGGGGUCUGGGUGCUGGUGAUGGCAGCGAUCUUUCCAACCACCUAUCACUUCAGGGAGGCGGGGCAGAAAGACUUCCACUGCUUCCAUGGGUUUUCGGAGAAAGGCUGGAGCCCUUCGGUGAUCAUCUGUCUGCAGGUGUUUGGGUUCCUGGCGCCUGCGCUGGUGCUGAUUUGCUGUUCGGUGCAGACCAUCUUGGCGCUUCAGGAGUCUGGCCAGCACAGCCCGAAAAGCAGGGCCUGUGUGAAGAUCAUCUAUAGCAGUCUGAGUGCCUUCCUGUUGCCUUUCACCCCGAGCCAUCUGGGCAUCCUCCUGCAGUUCCUGGUGCACCAAGGGGUGAUUCAGGACUGCGCCACCAAGACCGGCAUCAGUCUGUUCAUACAGAUAUCGAUGUGCCUGUCCAACAUCACCUGCUGCCUGGACGCUCUGUGCUACUACUUCAUCGCUCAUGAGGUGAGGAGCACAAAAAACACCUUCAGGCUGUCAGUGAUCAGCCAAAGAAGAGCAACCUUCAGCACCUCGGAGGUAUGAACAAGGGACAAAGAUAAGUAAAAGAAAUAUAAUUUUAAGCACAGUUCUGCUGGAAGUGAAUAUGAGAUCUGGCUUCUUGAGCUUCAGGGCCGAGCAGUAAAACUGAAAAGGUAGUGUUUCCAGUAGCUGACAUGCGUUUAGAGUAAUGGGUGGAAAUUAAGUAGGUCAGGGUGCAAUUUCAAUUGACCACAGUGCUGAAAGUAAAGCUAAAAUGCAGUAUAUGGAGACGAUCCGACAAGCACUGAUUCGCAAUUGGUCCAGUGGCAGGAAGUCAGUAGGCUCCUAUGUAACCACAAAGAGCGCUAAAAGCCAAAAUGUAGCUUGCAAAAAGAAAAUCUACCAGCGAGCCACAGAAUGACUGAUUUCUAGAAUGGUUUAAGGACAGACAGCAGGUGAAAAACUGAUGUGGGAUGCCAAUCACUUGAAAACAGUAAAAGCAGACGCUCAGCACAGAGGUGUACGUGCUCAAGAAGUCCGGUCAAAGACCACCAAACAUUAAAGAUGGCGGCCAGCACAUUUCCAACCAAUUCAUUUGGCUCAGCAGAUAGUUAGCAAAGUGUGGGAAUUAAAUAAUUAAAACCGAAGCAAAUUGCAAUCACAUAUUCAUUCAAAUCUUAGUUUCCAUAUUUAUCUAGUAUAUAAAUAAAUCAUGAUCUGCAAAUCUGACAAAGACACCAAAAAGUUGUGAUCUUGAAUCACAUGAAUGUAAUUAAUUAUUAUAAAUUAAAAUGUAGGUUUAUUUAUCUUAAUGGCAACAUUUUUUUUUGUAAACUUUAAAUGACAUUUCAUUACUAUCUAAAUUUCUGACAGUUUCUUAGUUUGGUUUUCACUUAUUAUAGGAUACUACUUAAUUUUAAUACAAGUAACUGCACUGAUUAAUAAGUAACUAUAAAUAUAGCAUCAUUAGUAUUCUGAUGUUUAUUUUUUUUUAGAUAUUGUUGCAGAAAGAAUUUACAUUUACAUGUAUUUACAUGGGAUUUUGUAUUAUCUCUGACCUUAUCAAUGCAACCUCAGAUAGUAUGCAGGGGGAAUUUACAUUUAACACAUUUGCCCUGAUAUGAAUCGUGAACAAGGUCGGCUGAAGGUUUUAUAAAUGCAAGCCGGCUGACUGUGUGUGUGUUUUUAAUCAGCCUCCUUAAACUCAUCACAACCUAUGUCCGUUUGUGUGUGCGUGUGUGUGUGUGUGUAUAUAUAUAUAUAGAUAGAUAUAUAUAGAUAUAGAUAGAUAGAUAGAUAGAUAGAUAGAUAGAUAGAUAGAUAGAUAGAUAGAUAUAGAUAUAUGUGCCUGCUGUUGGUCAUGACAUGUGUACAGAUAAUUUUUAUAUGUACUUUUUAUUUUUAUAUUUUAUUUUAUUUUUACAAUGUAUCCUUUAACAUGUGCAAUACCUGUGUACUAUAUGACUGUUUUGAUAUUAGUAUUUUGUUUACAAGAGGACAUUUGAUUUAUGCGAAUGCAGUCAAAGCUAAACCCGCGGUACGUUAAACUGCUCUCUGUCUUAUUUUGCUCAUGCUGAAAAGUCAUCCUGCCGUGAAAGCGGACGGUGUUCAUAAAGCACUCUGUUGGGGGAUUUACUGUAUAUUAAUAGUUUUUAAUAUCUAAAAAAGUCAGUGUAAAGGUCCAUAAAACCAGAAGCAAGACAUGAAACCGCCCAUGCUUUGGUUUACUUGCAUUACUUGCGUCUCGAUACUUUCAUUUUGCACAAGCCUCCUCUUCGCUGGCUUUCAGUGUUAUUUGUUUUGUGCUCACAUUACGUUUUCUGCUUUCUGUCGUUGUUCCUGAAAUGAGAUUUGUUUUUUGAAGCCGUGGAGCUUCUUGAUCUGACCGACCCGGUUUGUAGGUCUGGUAUUUUUUUUGUUGUUCUGUGCAAACUGGUCUGUAAAAUAAAGUCAAGCCAAAAACACAACAAGGCUUAAUGUUCGUUCUGAAACUCAAAAGCUUUUCUCAACAAUUUGCAUGUCAACAAUUUAGAAACCAAAUGUCAUUCCUCCUUUUUAAAGUGAAAUACAGCCAACCACAAGAGA
Messenger RNA from Chelmon rostratus (copperband butterflyfish), 3037 nucleotides. Its product is annotated as G-protein coupled receptor 55. Gene Ontology annotation, biological process: positive regulation of Rho protein signal transduction; phospholipase C-activating G protein-coupled receptor signaling pathway. The transcript has 3 exons. Lineage: Eukaryota; Metazoa; Chordata; Actinopteri; Chaetodontiformes; Chaetodontidae. Gene Ontology annotation, molecular function: G protein-coupled receptor activity. The record is from RefSeq and is a predicted model, not a curated record. Gene Ontology annotation, cellular component: membrane. The coding region runs from base 80 to 1015 and encodes 311 amino acids.